Messenger RNA from Fusarium coffeatum, 3447 nucleotides. RefSeq lists its product as uncharacterized. Gene Ontology annotation, biological process: actin cytoskeleton organization; signal transduction. Gene Ontology annotation, cellular component: cytoplasm. The transcript is spliced from 4 exons. The record is from RefSeq and is a predicted model, not a curated record. NCBI's taxonomy places the organism in Eukaryota, Fungi, Ascomycota, Sordariomycetes, Hypocreales, Nectriaceae. The coding region runs from base 1 to 3447 and encodes 1148 amino acids.
AUGUCGUCGAGCUACGACGAAACCAUGCUCGGCGAACAUAGCCAUGGCGACCAAUCUCACCAAUAUCAUGCUCAGGACAUGCCCCCUCAUGCUGAUUCAAACUGGCAACAGAAUGGCAACUUCAGAACCCGGACCCCUGACAGCAACUAUCGACCGCGGCCGCCCAUUUCGGCUCCAGGCACACCCAACCCGCCAGGAUGGGCUGAGGACCAACCGCCCCGCAAAAGCGUUGAGCGGAACAGAUCGCGAGGUCGGAAUGGGAGGUCUGUCAGUGGCCAGACGAGGACAUGCCAGGCGUGCGGUGAACCCUUGACGGGCCAGUUCGUUCGGGCUCUUGAUGGAACAUUCCAUCUUGACUGUUUUAAGUGCCAGGAUUGCGGUGAAAUUGUAGCUUCAAAAUUCUUCCCAGCCGAGGACGAGAACGGCCAAGGACAAUAUCCCCUUUGCGAAACUGACUACUUUCGCCGACUUGGCCUCCUUUGCUACCAGUGCGGGGGAGCGCUUCGUGGCUCCUACAUCACCGCCCUAGACCGCAAGUACCAUGUCGAUCAUUUUACAUGCUCACUGUGUUCAACGAUAUUCGGCGCCCAGGAUAGUUACUACGAACAUGAUGGAAACGUUUACUGCCAUUAUCACUAUUCGACACAAUUCGCCCAGCGAUGCAAUGGGUGCCAGACUGCCAUUCUAAAACAGUUCGUUGAGAUUUUCAGAAAUGGACAAAAUCAACAUUGGCAUCCCGAAUGUUAUAUGAUUCACAAAUUCUGGAAUGUGCGGUUGGCACAACCUGCAGACUCGAUACCUGCGCUUGAAAGUACGGACGAUGCUGCGGGUAGAGACCUUAUCCGUGAAGAGGAAGAGCGUAUGGAAGAGAAGGUCUUCCGUAUAUGGAGCGUUCUAUCGACAUUUGAAGAAUCGUCCGCAGCAUGUAUCUCUGACAUGCUGCUCCAUGUCAGCAACGGCUCAUAUGUGGAGGGUGUUUUUGUUGCUAAACGCUUCAUCUGGCACGUUGAGAUCUUGUUCCAAUCUGCAGAUAGACUCGAUGCAACGAUGGUGAGCUCAAACCAGAAAGGCAUGUCUUACGGGCGAGAAGCCAAACUACUAUGCAAGAAGAUUGUCUCUUUCUUUUCUCUUCUUUCGAAAACGCAGGACAGCGCUACCCACAAACUCGGAGUCACACAGGAGCUUCUGUCACUUGUCACUGGCCUCGCUCAUUAUCUCAAGCUCCUCAUCCGAAUUUGUCUUCAAGGUGCAUUGCGGCUUGAGCGUGAAGCGAAUUCCUCCACUGGUUUGUACCAGUUUCUUGACGAUUUGAGUGAUCUUGACGCAGUUAAGAACGAUGAUGGCCAGUUGUCAGUGACUGCAAGCGGCGGAAAGCUCUCUGCCAAUGACUCGGACCACUGCGCCCUGUGCCACAGAUCCGUCGAAGACGAGUGUGCUAAGAACGGCGAUAUGAGGUGGCAUCUCAACUGUGUUAGAUGCACGAGGUGUUCGCGUGAUAUAGGUCGCUCGUUGGUAGAAGCUCGCUUCAACACCCUUGAUCGCAAGAUUUACUGCACGAACUGCGCUGGGGCCAAUACACAACCGCUUGACCAUGUUUCAAAACUACAGCAAUACGUCUUCCUGCUCCGCGUUGCACUGGCACGGUUGUUGGAUAUUCUAAAGGCCAAUGGCACUCUUCCACGAUCCAAUGACGACUCCGAUAAUAACGGUUUCGGUGCUGCUGACGGACCAGGAGGGGAUCCCAGACCUCGGGGAGGGGACCAGUCACGCGGGCCUGGCGGCAGCAAACGAGAGUCGUCUUAUGAGAACACUCUGAAUGAUGUGCGCAGACUCCGAAGUACGCGACUAGACCGGCAUUUGUCUUCUAGUGUUCGACAGGCCCGAAGCUCUCGUGUGAUGGAUACGGAUGGUCGGGGACCACGCCCAGGCUCAGCUGGUGAUGCUGGCCCUGCUGGCCAGAACUCUACCGAUCUCAUGUUUGGACAGAACGACGGCAUCACACUGGAUGAUAUUCCAAGAAUCGUGGCUGUAGAGCAGUCUAGGGAACAGCAGCAAAGGUUGCCGCAGCCGUUUCAAGACCGCUCCCUAGAUGCUCCAUCCGCCCAGGGUCAUCAGCGAACGCAAUCUGCUGAUCGAGAGCGGUCCGAUCUGAUGCCCCGACAAAUUGGGCGAAAAUUCUUUUCUGAGCUCUCAGGUCUCGAGUACUUCAACGUCCGUCAUCUUGCCGUACUUACCAUGCAGCCCAUGAUUGAACAAGAAUUCUCUCUGGAUGAACUGCUCAGCUUUAUCGAGUCGCGCAAACAAGCAACCUUCUGGAAAAAUAUUGGAAAGGCCUUCAAGAACGAUAAGAACAAGAGCGUCAAGAAGAAGGGCGUGUUUGGUGUACCCCUGGAGAUCAUCAUUGAAAGAGAUGGCGCGGACUCAACAGAUGGCGUUGGACCGGGCACCCUUCGAAUCCCAGCAGUAGUUGAUGAUAUUGUCUCAUCCAUGCGCAAGAUGGAUCUCUCUGUUGAGGGUGUGUUCCGAAAGAACGGCAAUAUCAAGAAGCUGCAAGGCUUAGUGGACACCAUCAACACAGAGGGCUGCGACGUGGUCAGCUUUAUGGAGCAACCAGUUGUUCAGCUUGCCGCUCUUCUGAAGCGUUACCUGCGAGAUCUGCCAGAUCCCCUGAUGACCCACAAGCUGUAUAGGCUGUGGAUCAGCGCGGCCAAGAUUUCAGAUCAUGAGAAGAGAAAGCAAUGUCUUCAUUUGACCUGCUGUCUUCUACCCAAGAGCCACAGAGACUGUCUUGAAAUUCUCUUUAGUUUCCUCAAGUGGGCCGGGACGUUCCAUCAGUUGGACGAGGACCUUGGAUCCAAAAUGGACACAAGGAACCUUGCCACUGUCAUUGCACCCAAUAUUCUAACAAACCCUACUAAAGCGAUGGCCAUGGACAGCGAAGCCAUGUAUGUCAUUGACGCUGUGGAGAUGAUGAUCGUGAACAUCGAAGAAAUGUGUCAGGUUCCUGACGAGAUUCUCGGUCUCAUGAACGACCCCUACAUCUUCACCAACAGCGGAGACCUUACCACGAAGGACAUUCUGAAGCGUUUCCAGGAUAGACGGGGACAGAUUUCCAUUUCUGAUGUGAAUGAAGUUUACAACCGUCAGGACAAUUCCACCCGACCACCAGCUCGGCGAGUAGAAACUGACCCAGCGGUAUGGCAGGGCGAGGCCACCGUUCGCACGGUACAAGAUCCCUCGAUGCCUUUUCCCCCUAAUAAUGGGAACGGAACUCCGCCGGCGCGGUUCAGAGGUCGAAACGAUCUAAAUCCAUCACCCUAUGGGCACAACCAGUUCAAUCAGUCGGAUAGCCAGCUUGAUAGCGCCGAGCAUAGCAGAAGGCGUGAAUGGCGCAAUUCUGGCCUAGGACGACAGGGCAGCGGACUCGGCGUGUCCGGCAACUCAUGA